AUGCCUAAAAUUGUAUCUUCGUCAGUCGUCUCUUCUUCAGAUCAUGCCACAAAACCAGAGGAUCAGCCAAAAUCACUGCAUGUCUAUUACUGUCUCUGCUCAGAAUUUGCACUGGUGAUUGAUGCGGAUCUUCGACAACUACCUCGACGCAGAACAGACAAUGCCAUCAUUGUUUCCAAUGCCAGACGCACAUACAAACUAACAGCUGAAGCAGGUGAAUGUGUGCUGCUGAAAAGACGCGAUGGAUAUGAGAAGCAAUUCAGAUAUCACUGUCCCAGAUGUCAAUUAGUCAUUGCAUACGAAAUGAACGAGCAUCGAAAGCUAGGCCCAUACACUUACGUUUUGGAUGGUGCUUUAACCGAGAAUCAAGGCCAUGCACCUGCCAAUGCCAUUAUUGACGUGCAACCUAUAUCGUCCGCUACCAGCACAGCUUAG
Molecule: messenger RNA, 435 nt
Organism: Mucor velutinosus
Lineage: Eukaryota; Fungi; Mucoromycota; Mucoromycetes; Mucorales; Mucoraceae
Product: Rho-GAP domain-containing protein
Exons: 3
Coding region: 1-435 (144 amino acids)
Biological process (GO): endoplasmic reticulum membrane organization; endoplasmic reticulum to Golgi vesicle-mediated transport
Source: RefSeq, a predicted model, not a curated record